AUGGGCAGGACACGCUCAGAACGCACACACAAAAAAGAGGCACGGCGGCUUGACACCUGCGACGGCCCGGAGCCCACGUGGGGUCCCCGGGCGGCCCAGCAACCGGCUCGCUACGGCCACAAAGCGAACCCCAAACUUCGCCGCGGGGACCCCAAGGCCGGCACGGAGGGACCCGAGCCGACACCCACCCGCGAGGCCACCACCUCCCGGGCGACCCUCGCCUCGCCCCCGGGCCCCCCGCCGGCCGCUCCCGCCCCGACGCCCGGGAUCCCUGAGGGGGCGCGCCCGCCGGGCUGCCCCGGGGUGCCCGGUGCCCGCCCGCCCGCCCGCCGGCGGCCCCGCGCUCCUCGCUGGGCGGGCCCAGCGUCCCGGCUCCGGCCCCGAGGCCGCCCGUGCCACGCCGCUUCUCACCUGCGCCCGCCGCGCCCCGCGCCUCACAGCGCCGAGAGCCGCCGCCGUUCCGCCCGCCCCGGCGCCCGCGGCCGCGCCGCCGCCAUCAUGGCUCCGGUCGGAAGUGACGUCGGGCGGCGCGGCCGCGGCCUGUGGGCCUUGCGGGACCCCGGCCUCCCGGCCCCUCGGCCGGACACAGCCCCGAGGAGCCCGGCCUUCCCGAACGCCAGCCCUCCCUGA
Ochotona curzoniae (black-lipped pika) is the source of this 630-nucleotide messenger RNA. RefSeq names its product proline-rich protein HaeIII subfamily 1-like. The transcript has a single exon. NCBI's taxonomy places the organism in Eukaryota, Metazoa, Chordata, Mammalia, Lagomorpha, Ochotonidae. The coding region runs from base 1 to 630 and encodes 209 amino acids. The record is from RefSeq and is a predicted model, not a curated record.